Messenger RNA from Dioscorea cayenensis subsp. rotundata (Guinea yam), 1189 nucleotides. Its product is annotated as MDIS1-interacting receptor like kinase 2-like. The record is from RefSeq and is a predicted model, not a curated record. The transcript has a single exon. The annotation marks the transcript as partial. Lineage: Eukaryota; Viridiplantae; Streptophyta; Magnoliopsida; Dioscoreales; Dioscoreaceae. Gene Ontology annotation, molecular function: protein binding.
CAUAAAUGGCUCAAUUCCUUGUGAGAUUGGGAAUCUAGUGAACUUGAGAGAUGUUAGAAUAUCCAACAACCAAAUAACUGGUUCCAUCCCACAUAGCAUUGGAAACUUGACCAAGCUUGAAGGUUUUUACCUACUAAACAAUAACAUAAAUGGCUCCAUUCCUUGUGAGGUUGGGAAUCUAGUGAACUUGAGAGACCUUGGAAUAUCUGACAACCAAAUAACUGGUCACAUCCCACAUUGCAUUGGAAACCUGACCAAGCUUGAAACUUUUUACUUGAAUAACAAUAACCUAAAUGGCUUAUUGCCAAUUGAUAUGGCAAACCUCACAAAUUUAUUUGAUCUUCAGUUAUUCAACAACAACCUUUAUGGCAACCUACCACAAGAUUUGGCCAAAGGAGGCUUACUUCAACAUCUUGCUUUGGGAAACAAUAAUUUCCAUGGUCUCAUUCCAGUGAGUUUGAAAAAUUCAACAAAGCUAUUCAGGGUGCGUCUUGAUAGGAACCAAUUCACUGGAGAUGUCUCUCAAAGCUUUGGUGUUCAUCCGCAUUUGGUUUAUAUUGAUCUAAGCUUUAAUAGAUUGUCUUGCACUUUGUCACCGUCUUGGGGAGAAUGCCUUAAUUUGACAAGCUUUAAAAUAUCAGGCAAUAAAAUCAGUGGACAAAUACCACGCGAAAUCGUUCAAUUGCCGAAGUUGCACUUUCUUGACAUCUCUUCUAAUAAUUUUGUGGGAAAUAUCCCAAGAGAGUUUGGUAAAUUAUCUUAUAUAUUUCAGUUGAACAUGAGCAACAAUCAUCUCACAGGAACAGUACCACAAGAAUUUGGGGGUCUAUCUUUAUUAGAAGUUCUAGAUAUGUCAAGCAACAAUCUGAGAGGAGAAAUACCAAUACAAUUGGAGAAUUGCAUUAAAUUGAACUCACUCAAGUUAAGUGGCAAUCAGCUAAGUGGAGUGAUCCCUUUUCAACUUGGUAAUUUGAACUUGCAUGACGUUAUAGACUUGAGCCACAAUUUAUUCAUAGGAGAAAUGCCACAACAAUUAAGCAAGUUAAUGGAGUUGCGAGAGUUGAACUUAUCACACAAUAAAUUGGUUGGUCCAAUUCCAUCUUCUUUUCAAUCAAUGACAGGCUUAAUGUCAUUGGAUUUAUCUUAUAAUUAUCUGGAAGGUCCGGUUCCAGAGAACCAUUUCUUUUAA